Chiroxiphia lanceolata (lance-tailed manakin) is the source of this 3586-nucleotide messenger RNA. RefSeq names its product TIA1 cytotoxic granule associated RNA binding protein like 1 (gene TIAL1). Gene Ontology annotation, molecular function: mRNA binding; DNA binding. The coding region runs from base 1341 to 2090 and encodes 249 amino acids. The record is from RefSeq and is a predicted model, not a curated record. The transcript is spliced from 8 exons. NCBI's taxonomy places the organism in Eukaryota, Metazoa, Chordata, Aves, Passeriformes, Pipridae.
UAAUUUUUCUGAUGUUAAUUUUGCUCUGGUGGGUGGGUGGGUAGUAAAGAGGGGUUGUAUCUCAGUAUCUCUCAUGGUUGUAAAUACAGUACUGUAAUUGUUCUCUGAUUUGCUGCAAGCAAUGUGCUUUUAACCUAAUCUAUAUGCUGAUGUCCUUCAACUUUUUAUUAAAAUUUAAUUACUGUUCCUAAGUGUGACUUUUUGGUGUUGAGAGUUUGAUGUACAGAGCAGUGACUUAAAAACUGGUAUCUGUUGUAUCCUUGUGUGUGUCUUAUGGGUUCAUACUGCAUUUCAUAGCAGUAUGGAAAAUUGGGCAAUUGGAAUAUAAUUCUGUGAAGCAGCCAGUUAAUAACUUGUGAAUGUUUUGAAAAAAGCUGGUACUUAUGAGAAUGAAAUCUCCUUUUUUUGGAUAAUAGUGGGAUGAAUUAAGAUUAUAAUAUCUUAAAGAAUGGUGGCUUUAUAAUAUGUGCACAUUUCUGCCAGUUAAGAAAAUGUUUCUUUAAACUUCUCAUAGACAAUUCAGGUGAUGCUGAAUCACCUGGUGUCCUAAUUGAACAUACUGAACAUUACAAGAAUCCUUGUGAGUGCUAAAAUAUAUAUAUGUGCUUAAGAGUUCUGGAAAAAAAAGUGUUAAUCUUCUAUCACGUUAUCUUUAUAAAAAUCUUUAAAAGUUGCACAUGAAGGUUUUUGUACUACUUUACAGGAAUAUAUUUCUAAGAACAAAAUUCUUAUUUUUCUCUUGUUCUGUACGCGUAUUUUUAAAUGAAUCAUAAAUCUUAUUUCUUACCUCUGCUGUUUUGUUUACUUUGCUUUUUGUCUCUUAAUGUGGUAAGUAGUACUGUUUUAAAAAUCAAUUUAAAGAGAAUAAUUCAGGUUUCUGUUUCUCGAUCUAUAUUUAUACCUGAGACCUGCAGUUUUUCUAAAGUCCAAGUCACAAUUAAAAGUAAUAGCAUUCUGGUUAUUUUGCAGAAUUGCUCAUAAGAAUGGACAGGAUCUUGAAGGCUAACUGCAAGGAACUGUGCACACUGGAACUCAGUUGUAGAUUUUUUCUCAUUUCUAUUUAUUCUUAUUAUACAUUAUUUAUAUAUACAUAUUUUAGUAUUUACAUUUUAACAUUCUAUAUUCAGUGCAGUUCUAUAUUUCCAAUCAUUUUAACUUACUCACUAAAAUUUCUGUGUAAAUUUGUUGUUUUCGUACUGGUGUGCUUAGCAUUGUUGUUAGUUUUAUUCUCCUUUCUUAAAUUUCUGAAAAUGUCAAUUUUUCAAAAUUUACAGCUACCCAAACUCCAAAAUGAUGGUAGAGAAUUGACCAAGAAAAAUAAAGAAAUCUGUUAACAGGCCAUGGAUGCACGGGUAGUUAAAGAUAUGGCAACUGGAAAGUCAAAAGGCUAUGGUUUUGUAUCUUUUUAUAACAAACUGGAUGCAGAAAAUGCUAUUGUACACAUGGGAGGCCAGUGGUUGGGAGGCCGCCAGAUCAGAACUAACUGGGCAACGCGGAAACCACCAGCCCCCAAAAGUACACAAGAAAAUAACACAAAACAAUUGAGAUUUGAAGACGUAGUAAAUCAGUCAAGUCCAAAAAAUUGUACUGUGUACUGUGGAGGAAUUGCCUCUGGGCUAACAGAUCAACUUAUGAGACAGACUUUUUCCCCAUUUGGACAGAUUAUGGAAAUAAGGGUGUUUCCAGAAAAAGGUUACUCAUUUGUCAGAUUUUCAACCCAUGAAAGUGCUGCACAUGCUAUUGUUUCAGUUAAUGGAACCACAAUUGAAGGACAUGUUGUUAAGUGUUAUUGGGGUAAAGAAUCCCCUGAUAUGACUAAAAACUUCCAACAGGUGGAUUACAGCCAGUGGGGGCAGUGGAGCCAAGUCUAUGGGAAUCCCCAGCAGUACGGGCAAUAUAUGGCUAACGGGUGGCAAGUACCAUCCUAUGGAAUGUAUGGCCAAGCAUGGAAUCAACAGGGUUUUGGAGUAGACCAAUCUCCAUCUGCUGCCUGGAUGGGUGGAUUUGGUGCUCAGCCUGCCCAGGGACAAGGUGCUCCUGUAAUACCUAACCAAGCUGGAUAUGGCAUGGCAAGUUACCAAACACAGUGAGCUGGGACUCUGUUUUAAAGUGUGUAUUUCAUGAUAGGCUGCAGUUUCCAGUGACAUUCUGAAGACUGGAAUGUAGACAAUGAAAAAAGAAAAUAUUUAUUUUAAAAAUGGAAAUGUUUGGAACCUUUAGCACAGCUUUGCUUUGGUGAAGGACACAAAUGUCUUCUAGUUCUGCCUUUUUAAGUUUUUGUUCAUGAUGGAUAUGAACAUGUUUUUCUUUGUGUACAAAAAUUAAAAAUAAAGUCAAUAAAGACAAUUCUGACUACAAAUUUUGAUAUAGUAGGAGAAAUGGCUAACAAAUUUGAUCCUUAGGUUACCAUUCCAUUUUUUUUUUGUUUUGUCGUCAGUGUUUUAUAUCAUUGUGCUUUUAAAAGAGAAAUGAGGUUGGAAAACAGCAAGUUGCUUUUAGCUGAACACACAUCCUGAAAUAAACUGUGGACCAAUCACCACAAGCUGGGAGACAGUAUUGAGUUUUCAAGAAACCUGUGGGCAUAGCUCAAAAGGGUAUGUAGGUCUUGGAAGAAUUUUUUAAAAAAAAUAUUUAAUUUUUCUACAUGCUUAAAGAGAACAGUCUGAUACAACAAAUAGUUCAGUCUGAAAUGAAAAACAGUACUGUCUGAGAAAUUUCGCCUAACUUUUACUGUCCACGUUCAGGCACACGUUAAAACUUUUCAGAGCUGGUUUGCUUGUUAAAACUGUAGUAAUUUACUUUUAAUUUUGAGAAGUAAAAACGUUUUUACAAGUAUGUUGUUUGUAUUGAAAUCAGACAGUCAUACUUGGGCUUUUACAUAAAGUUUGAAGGCUACACAUUGUAAAUAUUUCAUAAUUACAGUGUUUCAAAAGCAUGCUCAAACAUAGAAGUAGCAAUGUAAUUAUUCAAAGUAAUACUUAAUAUACUCUACUGCUUUAAAUGCAGUAGAUUGACAAGAAUGUGCAAGACUGACAUUUCCAAAGUUGGCUAAUAUGUAAAGUUACAUAAAGAACUAUAACAAAGAGCCUUAAUUUUAAUUUCAUAAAUCUUUAAUGCAUCACCUUUUUGUCAUUAGAAAUACAAAUUUUUUGCUUUACAUUAUUUGGUAUGUAAAUACCUUGGUUAACAACCUUGUAAACCUCUUUCAAGGUUAUUAUAAGUUGUAUAGUAUCUUGAGUGUUUUGAAAAAUCUUGAUGUUUUUUAAGUCUAGAAAUAUUUUGCCCAAGAAUUUUUUAACAAGAUUGUUAAAAACAUCUUAUUUUAGAGACUAUUCAAUGUGCCAUUUGGUAAACGGAGAUGCAGUUGAAACAGUACACUGAGUUGUGACUUAUUUUUAAUUAAAGUUUUUGUCUUUCUGGGUGGUUUGCAUGUGAUGAACCUGUACAGAGGCUGGGUUGUUUGUGUACUGAGUGUGUAAAUGGAUAAAUCAUGAAGAUGUUUCAAUGGUAUACUUGGGUUAUUUCUGAAUUAUUUUAUGGAUACAUUGAUACAAACUGCCUCAAUAAAUUUGAAGUUGAAAAUGAA